AGUAAUGGUGAUAACUUCUCUGAAGGAAAAUACACAGUAGUAGGAUUUAAAAUGGAUUUUCAAAGCGGUGCUCAGUUAUACAGUUUCAUUUUUUUAACUAAAAGUGGGGUCAUGGUCGUUUCAUCUUCACCUCGGGUUGAUCCUACUGGUCAUUGUACAACGGGUACAUCGGUUGACCAAUCAAAUCGUGAAUCAUAUGGGGUGUAUCAUAUGGCGCAAAAAUUGGCG
Dentiscutata heterogama is the source of this 228-nucleotide messenger RNA. The record is from the annotation of a GenBank genome assembly. NCBI's taxonomy places the organism in Eukaryota, Fungi, Glomeromycota, Glomeromycetes, Diversisporales, Gigasporaceae.